This is a messenger RNA of Ilex paraguariensis (yerba mate), 924 nucleotides long. NCBI's taxonomy places the organism in Eukaryota, Viridiplantae, Streptophyta, Magnoliopsida, Aquifoliales, Aquifoliaceae. The record is from the annotation of a GenBank genome assembly.
AUGAUAUUCAACGAGGAGCUGCGCCAUUUCAGUAAAAACUGUGCCAAGGACUGCGAUAAGGCAUUCAGAAGCUCCCUCAUCGAAGACGAUUCUGUGGGCGGAUCACUGACCGACGGAGAGCGGAAGCGCCGGGAGUCGACGCCGUUUUCCUUGGCACUCGAUAGCCCAACCGUCACGACCCCUGCGACGGAAGCGUCUUGCGCGUCAUGGCACAGCCGGCCUUUGCCGAAACUUCCUCCGGAAGAGGUUUCCAAGAGGGGCUUGGCUACGACAUCGUACGAAUCCGACUAUGGACUCAACUCCUCGGACGAGCGCGACGAUGACGCCGAAAUCAUUGGGGAGGCCACGAGGUUGGUGAUGCCCGUCCUAAUCCCGAAACAGGGCGAUCGUCGGGUUGCCUCGGCGCCGGCCUAUAGUCAGGCGACUAGGAAGCUCUCCACGUUGCCGUCGAUCAACGAAAACGCAGGCAUCCAGCCCACAGCCAACAACGACGGUACGCGGAUCGUCUCGGCGCCUCCCCAUGGCUCGGCGACGCGUGGACGCGAGAAGGACCACGGCAUGGAGUAUCUCAGCAAAGUGGAGAAGUCGAUCCGAGUCGUGCACUCGCCUGGGGCGCAGAGUCCAGUCAAGGCGCCCCAGCCGCUGAAUAUUCGCAAGAAGUCGACGGCAGAGGACUUCGGACGCAAGCUGCAGCGUCAACUCGCAUACCACGCAGAUGAGCAUCAUGAUGACGCGGCCGAGCCCCCGCCACAGGAAGCGAAUGGUCCCGUGAAAAAGAAGAAGUCCUGGUUCAAGCGUUCGUCGAGGCCCGAAUCGGAGCCGAACGCGACCGAGGCGCCGAGCGCCACUUGGGCCACAGCCCCGAGGCAAACUACGCUCCCGGAUGCGGACUCAACAGGCGAGGCGGCCAAGAAGAGGGCCUUC